CUCUGACACAUAUUUCAAUCUCAGAUUAAGGAGAAUUUGGUACAAACAAAAUCUGAUCUCAUAAGACAGAACACAAGGACUUAGUACAAACUUCUUUCGUAUGGGUUGGUGGAUAGAUUCGCGCCGAUAACUGAGUUUUUUGGAGUUGCGGGAACCGUUUGGGUUGAUUCUUCCUUUGGCCUUUCGUCUUUGUUUACUCGAUAAAUAAACUGGUUAUUCAGUGAUUUUGCUUUUGUAAAGCCCUGGCGGUCCUCCUGUAAGCAACCUGUCACCAGGUUUUGAAGAAGUACCGGGCGUCAGUUGCUUCAAUAAAAGUCUGUUGAAAAUGAUGCCUGUCUACAGAUACAUGGACUCAAAUCCUCACCGGAGAGACCAAGUGCCUUUCCCUCAACAUUUUUUCCCUGGUUUUGAGGCUGUUCCGCCUCACUUGAAGGUGGACCCAUCUAACUCUCCCAUGAUGUUUGAAUCUUGGCCUUGCAGCAGCAAUUAUGGGUACUCUGUUCCCUCCUAUAGUUGCUACAAUCAUGGCAACUUCCCUGCUUGCUAUAGCUUCAGACCUCCGUGCCCUCAUUUUGCACCACCACCAGCAUUUCACCAUUAUCCAAAUUAUCCUACAUUUCCUGUAGCUUACCCUGUUUAUUAUUUCCCUCCUCCGCACCAUUCGAAUGAACAGCCCAGGUAUGAAUAUGACAAGGAUGCACACGCAAAGCACCAUUGCUGUGGGUGUCCUAAUCAUCCUUGCAACCAGAAAAAUGAAAGAAGCUUAAAGAUUGAAGAGCAGGAGCCUGAUGCUGAGAAAAAGGAAGGUGAUUCGGUGGUUUCAAUUCAACCGAGAAGUUAUCCAUAUCCAGUAGUGUGGAUUCCACCUGAAUAUGUGAAAAAUAAGGAAUAUGGGAAGCGAAUUGAUCAGCCAGAGGUGAGUGACUGGGAUAAGGCUCCUCAUUUUACGAAGUCUUUCAAAAGUUUGAAGCCUACAGAACAGGAGCCAAGAGUUUGGAAUGGCUGGUUUCCACUUGACAUGAAUGGUUUGAAAUCUUUGAUGCAGGGUGAAGGGGAGAGAAAAACACAAAACCAACAGAAUGAAGACAAAAUGAGGCAAUUUCUGUUCCCAAUCUUUGGGGUGCCUUCUGAUACAAAACAAGAAGAGGAUGAAAAUCAAGAUAAAAGGAAGUGGAAAACUGCUUCAGAUCAUUCUAAACAAGCCCCUAACAGUUUUGAGUUUGUUCCAGUAGAAUCUUCUGGCAAUGAUGGUAGAACAGACAAACCUCAAGUAAAUGAAGAGUUUUCUCAUAAUAAGAGUGCUUCUGAGAUAGUGGGGAAAGCUGAAAAAUGUGCUUCUGUAAAACAAAUGGAGGUGCACAGGGAGGACAAGUCUGAAGGGACUGAAAAGAGAGGGAGAGAUGCAAGUGUGAAGCGCAUUGAAGACACUGCAAAAAAUGAACUUGGUGGGACCACCGCAAAAGGAAAGUCCCCAUCCCCUCAGAAAACAUCCAAGUUGCCUCCUGUUUGUCUGAGAGUUGAUCCCUUGCCAAAGAAGAGAAACGGUAAUGGCAGUUCAAGGUCUCCUAGCCCUCCUAAAGGACAAGCACAAGACACGUCGACAAAGGCCUGCACUGCACUAGGCUUGCAAGAAGAAUUCGCGGUGUGUCCACAAAAUCUGAAUGGUAGCCUUGGUAAAGUUGACCUGGAAAAAAGGAGAGAAAAUAUACAGGUGAUAGAAAAAACAUGCAAGGAAAACAAGGCUGGAGAAUGUACCAGCGCAAGUCAGGCUCAAGUUUUAGGAAACUUAUCUUUUGACUUCCAAGGAGUGUCGGGGACACCAAUCUCUGAAAGAACUGAAAGUGAUAGUCAUAAAAAUAAACUAGGAGAGGAAAAAUCAGCAAGUUCUGAGGAAGUUGUGGGAGCUGAGAAGGCAGCUGAAACAAUCAAAGCUACUAAUCUAGACAAAUCAGCUCCUGGUCAAUGCAAAGCAGAAACGAAAAGGAUGUCAGAUGCAGAAGCAGCCAAGCUCAUCCGGUCUGCCUACCGAGGAUUUGAGGUGAGAAAAUGAGAUCCCCUAAAAAAAUUGAAGCAAAUUGCUAAAGCUCGUGAGCAAGUGGAUGAGAUUAGAAAUCGUAUUCAAGCUCUUGAGUCUUCCUCUGAUCCCAACAAAGAUGAUAGGCAGAGACUGUUGAUUGGAGAAAUGAUCAUGAGUCUUCUCUUGAAACUAGAUAGUAUUCAGGGUUUGCACUCAUGUGUGAGAGAUGCUAGGAAAUCACUGGCGAGAGAGCUUGUGACUGCGCAAGAAAAGCUUGAUUCUCUAUCAAGCAAGUUUGCAGAAGAAAAGGUUAAGGAAUUGGCUACUGCUGCAUCUACAGAUUAUCCCCGUGUUGAUGCUUGCAGAAAUGCUAGCAUAGAAAAGGAAAGUAAAAAGACAUCAGGAGGUUGCAUAAGCUCUUUUGAGGAUACUAAUGAAAAUGGAAACAAUGUCAAAGAGCCAGAUCAGGAAAAUCUUUCAGACAAAGAGGAUAAAAAACCUGAUGCCAAGGAUGAGGAAACUACAGAGCCUCCCAUUGCCGACCAAGAGUUAGAUGGGAAAAUAGAGAAUGAACCUACUGAAGUGAGUAAUGAUAUUGAGCGUCAUACAGCACAAUCAACGCCCAUUAUGGAAUUAGAAAAUGAAGAUAUGUCUAGAAUCCAAGAUGGAGAUUUGUCUCCCAACCUUGAGUGUAUUACCCACCUGCCAUCGGCUCCAGAACAGAAGUCCAACGCUGAUGAGUUCUCAGAAAUGAAGGAUCUAACAAAAGAGGGAAAAUCUGAGGUAGUUGAAGUGAAUGAUCUGAUUCUUGUGAGUAAUAACUCAGAAGAGGAUAAGCUGAGGUCAUUGCCAAAGGAAAUGAUUGAUUGCAUGCAUACUGUUUGUGAACCGGAGAAAAAGAUUGGAAAUAGCAAUGGCGAGAAAGAAUCUGAUCUGCCAAUUAAUCAAGCUUUCCCAGCUGAAGUAGAGAAUUUGAGGUGCACUAAGAAAGACCAAGAGAUUGAUUUGUUGGAAGAGUUUCCACUUGGAAUAAUUGAUGAGGAACCAGCUAUUUCCAAAUUUGAGAAGUGUGAACUGCAUGAAACAGGGGAAAAUAAUAUAUUGUCUUCAACCGAGGGUCAUCUUGCUGGAUGUCAAGCAGAUGAGCAGUUACCAGAGGCAGCAUCAGACAACUGUGUAAAGGGUCAAAACGAGAAUGAUUUCACCAAGAGUCCUGCACUUAUAGAGGUGGAGCAAACACAGGAAAAAGAGGUCAAUAAUGACAACAAACUUGAAUCAGUCUUGAAACCAGAUUAAGUUCCCUCAACAGUAGGUGAAGAAAACAAUGACAAAGUGCAUCAAGAAGAGGAUGACUAUGGAAUGAUACCAGUUGAUCAUAUGGCCUUUUCAGAAUCAGAAGCUGGAAUUGUUGCAACUCAGGAAAAAGAAGUGUUGUUUGAGGAGAAGAAAGAACUAGUGGAUCAGCCGGUAGGAACUGAAGAGAAGGAAGAAAUAAAGGUGGAGAAUCAAACACAAGUCCAGGAACAAGAAUGCACGAAUAGUAAGGAUAAAGCAACUGACAUGCUUCGUGAGACUGCUGAGCAUAGGGUUCUUUCUGGGACAGAUGCUCUUUCAGAACCAAAUGUAGAGCAAGAUUUGUUAUCAGCAUCACCUGCUGCAAGCGAGAUGUCUAAUGAUGACCAUGACUUAGCUGAGAUUGGAGGAGACAAUAAACUAAUUGAAGAGAACAGGAAAUUGAGGGAGAUGAUGGAGAAGCUCAUGGAAGCUGGAAAACAUCAACUUACUGUUAUAUCCAACCUAACUGGAAGAGUGGAAGACCUGGAGGAAAAGUUAUCAAGGAACAAAAAGUUGAGCAAGCCGCGAUACAGAAAAGCAAUAUAUGGACCCUCUUAUUCCAGGCCCCUGAGAGUCAGAGGGAAGGCUGCAGAAGUUGCAAUGUGAGGACAUCUGGUAGUCUUGUCCUCCUGAAAUCAGAAUUUUAAAGCUAUAUCAAGUAGGAUUGAGUUGCACUGUGUCAGAGUUAGUUUGAUGUAGUGUUUAUAUGAUGAUAUCAAUAAUAUGGUUGUUCUUUUACUCCUUUUAAGAAAACUACUUUCUUCUUAA
Theobroma cacao (cacao) is the source of this 4120-nucleotide messenger RNA. It is a transcript of the gene BAG6, whose product is annotated as BCL-2-associated athanogene 6. Gene Ontology annotation, biological process: protein folding. Gene Ontology annotation, cellular component: plasmodesma. NCBI's taxonomy places the organism in Eukaryota, Viridiplantae, Streptophyta, Magnoliopsida, Malvales, Malvaceae. The record is from RefSeq and is a predicted model, not a curated record. Gene Ontology annotation, molecular function: protein-folding chaperone binding.